AAGUCAACUGUCAUGUAAUUUUUUAAGAUAAAAGUUUAGGUGUGGUAAAAUAGUGAUUUGUUAAUAAUUUCGGAAAGUUUGUAGCGAUGUCGGCUACUUUAAAGCCUUAUCUAACUGCUGUACGCCACACACUUGCAUCAGCUAUGUGUUUAGAACAUUUUUCAUCGCAGGUUGUAGAAAGAUACAACAAACCGGAGGUGGAAGUUGGAACAAGCAAAGAGCUGUUAUUGAACCCGGUGAUCAUUUCGCGGAACGCGAACGAGAAAGUGCUAAUAGAAUCAUCCAUAAACUCAAUUAGAAUAAGUAUUAUGAUCAAACAAGCCGAUGAGAUUGAGAAGAUUUUGUGUAAAAAGUUCAUGCGCUUUAUGAUGAUGAGGGCAGAAAACUUUAUCGUACUCAGACGGAAGCCUGUCGACGGCUAUCAUAUCAGUUUCCUGAUUACUAAUUUCCACACUGAGCAAAUGUAUAAACACAAGCUGGUUGACUUUGUGAUAUACUUCAUGGAAGAAAUUGACAAGGAGAUAAGCGAAAUGAAGCUUGCGGUAAACGCACGUGCAAGAAUUUGCUCAGAGGAAUUUCUAAAAAGAUUCUAAUGUAGACUAAUUGGGAGUUCACAUUGACUGGUGACAGCAACAAUAUCAAUGAUUUUUUUUAAAUAGGCUUGCACUUGUCAACAAUCAAGCCUCAUAGAAAAGAGUGAUGAGUUUGGGGAGUGCGCAUGCCAAGAACAUGUCUUUUCACUCUUUCCUUGAAGCUAUCAAGUCAGAUCUACCAGAAAACAGAUGCCAGAGUAUGUAUCUGAGUUAAAGUAGUGGCCUUUAUGUUCCAGUGGUUGGCAUGUAGAAAUAAGGAUUGCAAGGUCCUAGGUUCAAUUAGUUUGGGCCAAGAACUGUAAGAUAUUGAUAUUUUUCUGAUAACAAAUCUUACAACCAGCCAAGAGUUGGAAUAUUGCCUAUGCCCAUCCCCUUGGCUCUGAGAGCAUGGUGAGCCUUGGUCUUUGUUAUUGCAACUAAUUAGGUGGGUAUACCUGUACCCAGCUUUGAGAUUUUGCAGCAUUACAAAAAUUAGUUCUUGGCACUACCUCAACAUCCCUUUGGAUGUCAUAAACGUUAUAUGAAUGGCCAACUAGACAGAGGGUUGCUGUGCUAGUUACCUUUUUAACCAUACUGGCAAAAAUGUUGAGAAAAGCAUAUUAGUCUAGUGUGAUGCUUUAAAAACUCUUAUAACAUGCAACAGGCAUUAGCAAGAAGGUGCUACAUCUUCCAAAUUAGUGCAUAUCCAUCUUAAACUGCAUUGUCUAUGCCACCAUCUGGUGACAACAUUUAUUGCUUAGUAGUUAUCUCUACUAGGUGACCAAAAUCAAAAAGUUAACACCACAAGUAAUCACUUUAAAAACACAAGUAUAUCUAGCAUUGAUGCUGUCACUGGGCAAAUAACAAUACAUACUUAUGUAUAAAAUAGUUUAAGAUUCUAAUAUUUGUAAACAUGCCAACUUGUUAUGAAUAUAAAGACUGUUUCUUGUGCACUGCAGUGUGGAUAAGUAUUUAGCUGAAAUGCCAUUGCAUUUAAGUUUGUGAAUUGCAAUAAUAGAUAUAUUAUUAUAAGACGCUUAGUUGCACACCCUGUAAAAACUGUUAUACUGUGAAAUAUGUAUAAGCAGACCCUGAGGAUAUAAAGAAAAUCUUGACAUAGAUAUGCAAAAACAAUCCAACUCACAGGUCAUAAUACUGAGGCUAAAGUGACGAAUCUACCUGAUUUGCCACUGCAUCAUAGAAGAAACAUUCUAGUCCUCAAGUCCUACCCACAAAAGUAAUAUACUUUUAAAAGAAAUAUCAUCAUGUAACUAAAUCUUCAAGUGAGAGAGGUCUUUGUGGAUUGGCUUGUUUUGUGAUUACCUAAUACCCUGAAGUUAUCACUGAAUAAAUAAGCCAAUAUAACAUUGGGAUAUUUAUUUUCAAACAAAUAAUGAGCCACUCAUAUCCAAAGCAUGCUUUGAACACCCUAUGUUUACCCCUUACACCAUGUUCCAUGAUGUUAAUCUUGAUCUUCAAAACUCACUGAUACUAUGUGACACAUCUACAUAUUUGUAUAGUUAAAAUAAUUAGGAAAGAAGAUAAGUUCACCUAACUGAUUACAAACUUGCAUAGGAAAGAGAAAUAUAAUAUUAUCGUACCCCUCUUUUAUUAAUCCUACUAUAUAAUAUUGUAAAGAGUAAGAGUUAAGUUUGAAGAUUAAGAUAGUUUUGGUGGUGCUAUAAACAUGUUUCAUCACAGAUUUUCUUAAAAAUCAUUACAUAAUUUCAGGGUUAAGUUGUAUGCUUAUUGCAGAAAAGUAUGUCAAUAAUUAUUAUUAAGUUUAUUUUUUUAUUUGAUCAAAUAUU
This is a messenger RNA of Pararge aegeria (speckled wood butterfly), 2380 nucleotides long. RefSeq names its product actin-related protein 2/3 complex subunit 4 (gene Arpc4). Gene Ontology annotation, molecular function: actin filament binding. Gene Ontology annotation, biological process: actin filament polymerization; Arp2/3 complex-mediated actin nucleation. The record is from RefSeq and is a predicted model, not a curated record. Lineage: Eukaryota; Metazoa; Arthropoda; Insecta; Lepidoptera; Nymphalidae. Gene Ontology annotation, cellular component: Arp2/3 protein complex; actin cytoskeleton. The transcript has a single exon. The coding region runs from base 87 to 593 and encodes 168 amino acids.